Botrytis cinerea B05.10 is the source of this 1511-nucleotide messenger RNA. RefSeq lists its product as hypothetical. The record is from RefSeq and is a predicted model, not a curated record. Bases 256 to 1005 code for a protein of 249 amino acids. Lineage: Eukaryota; Fungi; Ascomycota; Leotiomycetes; Helotiales; Sclerotiniaceae. The transcript has a single exon.
GGAUCUGUGCAUGAUGCACACUGGGUUUAUUAACCUGCAGGGCCCACUCCGCCAUCGUAGCCAGCCAAGAGCAAGGGCUCAAAAUAGGAAUGUAAGAUAAGAUUUCCAGGAAUAUUUUGAAUGCGGCGCGCGGGUUUUGGGCCUCAUCCCCGCGCGGCUUAUAACAGAGACUCGCUGAUAUAAAGAAGGAGUGGUUGGCCUCCAUAAGAAUAUUAUACAGCAUUUUCUCCUAACCUAUACAUAUACCUUGAUUUCAUGAGAUUAGUCUGUGCAAAGUUACGUUUCAAUACACGAAGCUUCUCGAAAACUCCGAUAAAAAUGGCCACCAAAACUGUUCUCAUUCUCGGCUCAGGUCCACGUAUCGGCGAAGCUGUGUCUGAGAAGUUCGCUGCAGAAGGAUACAAAGUCGCCAUUGUCUCGAGAAAAGGUACAGACUCAGUCAACGAAAAGGGCUAUCUUUCUCUCUCAGCUGAUUUCGCCAACACCGACCCCAGCAUCUUAGCUUCUGUCUUCGACAAAUUUAAGAGCGAGUUCUCAACGGCUCCUAGCGUAGUCAUAUACAACGCCGGUUCCAUCACUCCCCCACCCGAUGCAGAAUCAGCCUUGUCUAUUCCAAGUGUAAGUCGCCAUCAAACGAAUUUCCAACCUUUGGUUUCAGCUCAUAAAUCCCCUCUCCAUCUCAAUGUUUUGAAGAAAAUUUCCCCGCAUCUCCCUUUAGAAGCCUUCCUUAUUCACAGAAAUGCUAAAUUUGUUGCUCUGCAGGCUCGUGUUGCCAAUGAUUUGAACGUGAAUGUUGUCACCCCCUUCAUUGCCGCACAAGAAGCCAUCAAAGGCUGGGAAACUCUGCCCGAAGAGAGCAAGAAGGUGUUCAUCUACACAGGCAACAUCUGUAAUGUCGCGGUAUUGCCAGUGCCAUUGUUGUUGAACGGCGGUAUGGGAAAGGCAGCCACUGCCUAUUGGCUUGGUGUUGCUGACGGAGCAUAUACAGCCAAGGGUUAUCGGUAAGUCGUUGUCUAUUUUUUCUCUUCCACAUCAUGUUCUCCACAGAAAGAAACAGUGAUUUGUUGUAGAUCGUCUUCUAACACGUCCCCCCCUAGAUUCAUUUACGCAGACCAGCGCCAAGCGGACGGCAAGAUCGCAGGCCAGGCGGUUAACGGCCCCGCGCAUGCCGAUUUCUACUCGCAAUUGGCGGCGAGCGGCGCGGAGAACGUCCCAUGGCAUGCCACAUUUGUGAAGGACCAAGGUUAUACCAAAUUUUAGAUAUCGAUUGGCUUUAUAAACAGCGCGUUUAAAAUGGCCACUUAAAAAAUAAAAAUAUUUCAUCUUAUCAAUUCAAGUACUCAAAACAGACCUAGCUCUUUCUUUUCCUUCCUGUGUUGAUUUAACUGGAGACGAUCUCUGCCUUCUAAAAUCUGUAAUAAGUUGAAUACCAUCAUAGGCCAGAUAGAUCUAAACAUAUUGAAAAUUUAAUCUGAAUAAGAAAGCAAUGAAUUAGAGAAUGAAUGAAUACA